This is a messenger RNA of Helianthus annuus (common sunflower), 1739 nucleotides long. RefSeq names its product UDP-D-apiose/UDP-D-xylose synthase 2. The coding region runs from base 212 to 1369 and encodes 385 amino acids. Gene Ontology annotation, molecular function: carboxy-lyase activity. NCBI's taxonomy places the organism in Eukaryota, Viridiplantae, Streptophyta, Magnoliopsida, Asterales, Asteraceae. The transcript has 9 exons. The record is from RefSeq and is a predicted model, not a curated record.
GAUCCAGUGUCCCGAUUCCUACAAUACAUCACCGUCACGACGUCGUUAGAUCAGUUCCACCACACCGAUAAAUCCUACUCGUGACACCAGACAAUCACAAUCCACUUCACACACAGCUAAUCGCCACAACUGGCCCCACCAUUCCCCUCUGCAUAAAUACCUAAAAAUCUCCCCGUCCUUACCGCACCGGAUCCAACCCCUAAACAACACAAUGGCGAGAGUAGAUCUCGACGGAAACGUCAUAAAGCCCAUGACGAUAUGCAUGAUCGGUGCCGGAGGAUUCAUCGGCUCGCAUUUGUGCGAGAAGUUGAUGUCCGAGACGCCGCACACGGUGUUGGCUGUUGAUGUCUAUAAUGAUAAGAUCAAGCAUCUGCUUGAACCGGACUCGCUUCCCUGGAAUGGACGUAUUCAGUUUCAUCGGUUGAAUAUUAAGAAUGAUUCUCGCCUUGAAGGACUCAUUAAGUGCUCCGAUCUGACUAUAAAUCUGGCGGCUAUUUGCACUCCAGCAGAUUACAAUACCCGUCCUCUUGACACAAUCUAUAGCAACUUCAUUGAUGCACUUCCUGUGGUUAAGUACUGUUCAGAGAACAACAAGAGGCUCAUUCACUUCUCCACAUGUGAGGUGUAUGGGAAAACGAUCGGUAGCUUUCUUCCCAAAGACAGUCCCUUACGUCAGGAUCCUGCUUACUACAUUCUCAAAGAAGACACUUCCCCAUGCAUUUUCGGCUCAGUUGAGAAGCAGAGAUGGUCAUAUGCAUGCGCUAAACAGUUGAUCGAGAGGCUUAUUUAUGCUGAGGGUGCAGAGAAUGGUCUUGAGUUCACCAUAGUAAGACCUUUCAAUUGGAUUGGCCCUAGGAUGGAUUUCAUUCCUGGGAUUGAUGGUCCCAGUGAGGGUGUUCCAAGGGUUCUCGCAUGCUUUAGCAAUAACCUCCUAAGACGGGAGCCUCUGAAGCUUGUGGAUGGUGGAGAAUCACAAAGAACCUUUAUUUACAUCAAGGAUGCCAUCGAAGCUGUUCUUUUGAUGAUUGAAAAUCCAGCCAGAGCUAGUGGUCACAUCUUCAAUGUAGGCAACCCUAACAAUGAAGUUACAGUCAGACAACUUGCUGAAAUGAUGACUCAGGUGUAUUCAAAAGUAAGCGGAGAAGAUGCAAUAGAGACUCCCACCAUUGAUGUCAGCUCCAAAGAAUUUUACGGGGAAGGUUAUGACGACAGUGAUAAAAGAAUUCCAGACAUGACCAUCAUAAACAAACAACUAGGUUGGAAUCCAAAGACAUCGCUUUGGGACUUGCUGGAAUCAACACUUACAUACCAACACAGGACAUACGCCGAAGCUAUCAAGCAAGCAAUUGCAAAACCAUCAGCAAAUUAAAAGCACAAAGUAAGGAUUCUGGUUCUCAUGUGGUAGUAAAGUGUCUUCUCAAGGUGUGAGCUGCAUCCAUCUGUAGCUGGUGUUUUUGUUCUUUUUCAAAGACCUUAAUGAAUGAAUAUCUGUUUGGUUCAUAUACAGACCUUUUUUUUUGUUCUCAUGUCAACAGUAGUUGCUAAUACUUCUAACGUCUAGUAGAAACUACCGAGGAACUCUGCCUGUGUACAACCGGAUUGGCCACAUAAUAAUUCGGUUUAUUGUUCAUCUAUUUCUUUUCCUGCAAAGGACCGAGUCCGAGUGUGUUGUAUUCUUUUGUUUUAGAGAUUGUCUAGACAUUGUGCUAUUAUAAUUUAUUAUUUAUUUGAUAUUGUUC